ACCAGGCCUCAUCGAAGUCUUUCCUUGGACGACGUCGUCGUCAUGGCGGCAUACUACCCUCCUCCGCCUGCGCACUACCAAUAUUACGAAGCUCCACCGCCACCUCCUCCAGGAGCCGCUGCCCAUCCUGCUCAUCCUGCGGUAGCUCAGCCGCUACACCACCAGCAAUACCUACCUCCUCAAACCCAAUUCGUCAAUUACGCUCCGCCGCUUUACCCUCAAUCCUCGCACGACGAGGUCCGUACUCUCUUCAUAGCUGGACUUCCUGAAGAUGUCAAGGCUCGAGAAAUCUACAACCUAUUUCGCGAGUUCCCUGGUUACGAGUCCUCUCAUCUUCGUACUACAGCCAGUACUCAGCCAUUUGCUUUUGCUGUUUUUGUGGAUCAGCAGUCAGCCGUUAUGGCAUUACACACGCUCAAUGGAAUGGUAUUUGACCUUGAGAAAGGUUCCACAUUAUAUAUUGAUCUUGCAAAAUCUAAUCCCAGGUCUAAGCGCUUAAGAACAGAUGAUGAGAGUGCUGCAUCAGAGAAGAGGAUGAAAUCUUCUGCUUCUUCAAGGGGCACAGAUUCGGCAGGUGUUGGCAGCAUUCACAUGCCUGGAACGGGUAAUUCCGCUCACAACACGAUUGGUUAUUCAUCCACACAAAGUGAGGGAAGCUUUGAUGAUAGGGCUGCAAAUGACUCUAGUAAAAAAUUGAAUUCCACCCCAUGUCCAACACUUUUUGUAGCUAAUCUGGGCCCAACUUGUUCAGAACAGGAGCUCAUUCAAGUUUUUUCAAGAUGUCCUGGAUUUCUGAAAUUGAAGAUGCAGAGCACAUAUGGGGCUCCUGUUGCAUUUGUUGAUUUCCAGGAUUCUGCUACUUCAACUGAGGCUCUAAAUCGUCUACAAGGCACAGUUCUGUACUCAUCACCAUCUGGUCAGGGCAUGCGGUUGGAGUAUGCAAAAUCAAGGAUGGGAUUGCGUAGUAAGAAGUCAAGGUGAAUGCAAACGAUAGAUUGUGUGCAAAGUGUCAAUGCUGCAUCAUACUUGGUUUGCACCAUGGAAUGUAUGAAUUGUGCUGAAUUAGGAUCCGCAAUUAGCUUUUUAUUUACUUCCUUCUCUUUCCAUUGGUUCGGAUGGUAAAAAAUUUAACAGCAAUAAAUUGUAAUUAUGAACUUUUCAGCA
Coffea eugenioides is the source of this 1164-nucleotide messenger RNA. Its product is annotated as U1 small nuclear ribonucleoprotein A. The coding region runs from base 43 to 981 and encodes 312 amino acids. NCBI's taxonomy places the organism in Eukaryota, Viridiplantae, Streptophyta, Magnoliopsida, Gentianales, Rubiaceae. The record is from RefSeq and is a predicted model, not a curated record. Gene Ontology annotation, molecular function: mRNA binding. The transcript has 10 exons.